Diatraea saccharalis (sugarcane borer) is the source of this 3220-nucleotide messenger RNA. The record is from the annotation of a GenBank genome assembly. NCBI's taxonomy places the organism in Eukaryota, Metazoa, Arthropoda, Insecta, Lepidoptera, Crambidae.
AAACAGCUGGCAAUCAAAUGUCUAUCAAUAGUGAAGCAAAGUUCGACUUUUAUUAUUAUUCAUCGUAUUCUCCUUUAGAUUUAACAAUGUUACGAACGGGGUGUAAAAUAGCUUUAGCGAGGACAAUUUUGAAGCCAUAUGCAAGUUCAUACGAAUUGCUCGCUAAUUAUACGUCUGUGCAGUCAGAAACUCAAAUGAACAUUCAAAAUUUGCCAAGAUUGCCAGUUCCAAAACUUAGUGAUACUUUAGAAAAAUAUUUGCGAACAGUCAAACCUCAUCUUAAUGAAGAUGAAUUCUCUAAAACAGUCAAACUUGUGAAAAACUUUGAAACAGGGGAGGGGAAAAGGCUUCAAAGUUUAUUGGAGAAAAGAGCACAGACUCAUUUAAAUUGGCUCGAAGAAUGGUGGUUGAAAACAGCUUAUCUUGGAUAUCGUGAUCCUGUCGUCGUGUUUUCAAGCCCUGGGCUGGUGUUCCCAUUUCGUAAAUUCAAAACCCAAUUAGAGCAACUGCAGUAUGCGGCUAAAACGAUACUUGCUACCCUGGAAUAUAAAGCAUUAAUAGAUGGGGAUAAGUUACCUGUAGAGAUGAUGGGUAAGAGUCCUUUAGACAUGUCACAAUAUAAAAAAGUAUUCGGAACUUGUAGAGUACCCGCUGAUAAAAUCGACAGGUUGUCUUAUAAUGAUACUAAAUACGUGACAGUUAUUCAUAAUGACCAUAUUUUCCAUGUCGAUUUAUGGGGUGAUGAUAAUCAAAUGUUGAAUGAAGAUCAAAUAGUGAAGCAGCUCAAGGACGUUAUGGAACAUUCAAAAUCUCGAACAGAUACACCGGUCGGGAUUUUGACAUCAGAAAAUCGCGACGUUUGGGCGAAAGCCUACAAUAUCUUAGUGAAAGAUAAUGUUAACAGAGAAAACUUAGCAGACAUAGAGAAAAGCCUGGCCAUACUUUGUCUAGAUGCACCAGUUGGACUUUGGAAUUGCUCCAAUAAAAACGCCCAGCAGAAUUUAGCUGGUGCACAAACUAUUCACGGCGGUGGUUCUAGCAGUAAUGGAGGCAAUCGUUGGUUUGAUAAAACAAUACAGUUCAUAGUUGGUGCCGACGGAGUGACAGGCCUUACUUACGAACAUACUCCCGCUGAAGGACAACCCAUAGCAAUUUUGACAGAUUUCAUUAUUAAUUAUUUAGAACAAGGAAAAACUGGAACUUCACAAUCAGCUAGUCCAAAACAGCCUAAACAUUUGAAGUUCAAUGUUAACUCUGACGUUAAAAACAUGAUCAACAAAGCUAAAGAGAAUUUAGACAGAUUAGCAAAUAACCUGGAAUUGAAUUGUUUUACCUACGAAAAGUACGGUAAAAAUUUUAUUAAGUCGCAAAAGCUAAGCCCAGACAGCUAUUUACAAAUGGCUAUGCAGUAUGCUUUUUACAAGCUCCAUAAUACUCCUGGCGCGCACUACGAAUCUGCAGCCACAAGGAUGUAUGUGGGUGGACGUACGGAAACGAUUAGAUCAUGUUCUAUAGAGUCAGUAGAGUUCGCUAAAACCAUGUUAAAUACUCAAAGUUCACCCAAGGACAAACUUCAAGCAAUGCAGAAGGCUAUAAAUGCGCAUAAACAUUAUACUGUACAGGCACUUCAAGGUUUAGGUGUGGACCGACAUCUGCUUGGAUUAAAACUUAUUGCCAUUGAAAAUGGAAUUGAUAUUCCCAAACUAUACUCAGAUGCGGGAUUUGUUAAAAGUGCUCAUAUGAGAAUAUCUACAAGUCAGGUAGCCUGCAAAUGCGACGGGUUUAUGUGCUAUGGGCCACUUGUAGAUAAUGGCUAUGCCACUUGUUAUAAUCCACGCGAUAACGAUGUCAACUUUGCUACAUCAGCGUUCAAAGCCAAUCCCGAAACAGACUGUAUUAAGUACAGAGGAGCCUUAGAACAAGCGUUGCAAGAUAUGCAUGAUGUGCUGUUACAAAAUACGUCAUCCAAGUUAUAAACGAUUAUACUUCAUAAAUAUUUACCUAUGGUGGAGGGCUAAUACUUCAUUGUGCUAGAAAAGCAUUUAUAUACGUUAGAAGGUAACAAAUAUAUAAAUUAAGACAAUACAUUGAACUGUGGUUAUGAAAGUUGUAUGUAUUCAAUUUAUUAUAUCUGUAACUAUAUCUUAUACUUCCACUGGUACUAUUUAAAUAUCAAUGUAAUAGGCAUUUCGGAUAUUAUGCUGGAUCGUCUAGUGCGUUCAAAGGUGGAUCCAGCUAUCAAAUCGGGGGGAUAAGAAGUCCCAAGUCGAGAUCGAGUCAAGACAAUACAACAAUGUAAUUCAUUUUAAUUCUUUUAUCAUUACAAAAUCUAUGAAGCAUGUAAUCAGUGUCGAUCUCAAAGGAGAUGUUAAGGCCUCAAACAACCAGCCACUCUAAUGUCAUGCCAUUGCAUACUCUGCGUACUAGUAUUAGUUGUGAAAUAAUAUUUGAAUAUAUGUGUAUUUUUAUUUUGUAAACAUAGAAUGUACACACGGUUUCACGUCAGGUUACAAUAUGUUAAAUUUCUGCAAUGGAUUUUGACCUCUACUCCCGUUAUAUUAAGGUUUAAAAUAGAGUCUGACGUGCGGUUGACUGUAUCUACUGAAAUACACUUGAAAUGGAAGACUUAUAAAUAGUGAGUGUUCUGUGUAUACCUACCAAUUGUAAAUUCAUGAUUUUUAUCUUUUAUGGUGUGGAUUUGUAUUCGGUAAUUGGAAAUGAGAAGACUGUUUAAAUUUUGAAUAACUAAGGAAGUUGCUAUGUAAAAUCGUAUGAGAAAUAUACCUAAUAAGAGGUACAGAGUUGACACUGUAACCAAUCCUGUGCUGAUGAUGAAUUUAUACUCGUAGAAAAGUAUUGUAAAUAUAUACAUUUUAAUAAAUAAAAAAUAUAUUUAUACACUGUACAAACGUUUAUUUCUAAUGAAUACAUUAAAUACCGCCAUUAUUGUUGCCAUCUAAGAACAAUUGCCUUUUCGAUAUGAUGGACUGAAAAUUUUAUUAAGACUUGCUUAUAUCUACCCUUAACUCACUACAGCAUAUACAGUACCUUAGUAGGUACUCAUUUAAAUCUAUUAUUCUCUAAAUUUAUUAAAUUACUUGUUCUAAGUAUAGGUAGUAAAUAAAAAGUGUUAAAUGUUAAAACAUCCACCAAAAUUCAAGCAUUUCAUUUUUUAAUUCAGUGUAAAAUACAUAAUCUUCCUUAUUUCAUUGCACCCGGC